GUGGUUCACAAAACAUCUUUAACCAUGUCACUACUUCUUCUUCUUCUGUUUCUUCCCCUCUUAUCUCUCAUCUACCUUCUUCCCAAAAUCAUCCUAAACAAAUCAAGAUUCAAUCCACCAGGCCCUCUUGGACUACCUUUAAUCGGUAACUUGCACCAAAUCGAACAAUCAAGUCUCCAUACUUCCCUAUGGAAUCUAUCCAAAUCAUAUGGUCCAAUAGUAUCCCUCCGGUUCGGUUUCAUCCCGGUUAUUGUUGUAUCUUCAGCAAGUUUAGCGAAAGAAGUAAUGAAAACCCAAGAUCUUAUAUUUUGCAGUAGGCCUUCAUUAGUUGGCCAGCAAAAGGUAUCUUACCAUGGGCUCGAAGUCAUAUUUUCACCCUACAAUGACUACUGGAAAGAGAUGAGAAAGAUUUUUAUGCUUCAUUUGUUAGGCCCUAAACGAGUUCAAUCUUUUCGCCAUAUUCGUGAAGAUGAAGUCACAACUGCCAUGAAGAAGAUCCAUGAGUUGGCUCUUUCGUCUAAGGAGGUAAACUUGAGUGAAAUGAUGAAGAGUGUAGCGAGUACUAUUAUGAUGAGAGUUGGUUUUGGCAAGACGUACCAAGAUGGGCAUGACAGAACGGAAGUUCUUCAUCGAUUAACCGAAGUUCAGGCGAUGAUGGCGGAUUUUUUUGCUUCAGAUCUUUGGCCGGGUUUGCCUUUUGUGGGUUUGGUUGAUAGGUUAUCGGGCAAGACGAAACGACUAGAUGAAUGUUUUCGAUAUUUUGAUUUGUUUUACCAGAGUCUCAUUGAUGAACACCUCAAGCCUGAAAACACCAAGUCACGGGAGGGAGAAGAGGAUUUUGUUGACAUUUUACUACGGCUCAAGCAAGAUCAACUCUUCAACCUCACGCACGAUCACAUUAAAGCCAUGCUGAUGGUCUUUAGAUCAGGGAUCCUUCGGCUGGCUGUUAUCCUUCGAGAUAUUAACAUAGAAUUCAUUUUUCUUAUCAAACAUGAACCCAAGUUGGUGGGGAACUCCGGCUCCAGAUAGUGGAAAAUACACAAGUACAGGUUCAACUCCCUCAUGGUGGGGUACACCGGCUCCAGAUAGUGGAAAGUACACAAAUACAAGUCUAUCUCCUUCAUGGGCCGAAUCUCCGGUAUCGACAUCUUCACAAGCAAAUGCCAUAUCGACAGGUCAAUGGGCAUUAGUAUCAAAUCAAACUCCGAGCAUUCAAAGUAUCUUAUUGAGCGAAAGCGAAACCGGAAGUUUGAAUCGACCUCCAAAGUUGAUGCACUUAAACGAGUAUCCGGGCUGGGUUGAUAGAUUUCGUACAUACGUUCUUGGUCAAAAUACCGAACUGUGGAUACGUUUCACUACAGAUUUUGAUCAAGCUAUAGAGGUUGCUGCUUCAGAUACUGCUACGUUUGCCGAUCUUCCUGAAGAUCAAAAGAAAACGUAUGAUCUGGAAAAGAAAGCAUACGCCAUUCUCACUCAGGCGUUAAGCAAAGAUAUCUAUCACCAGUUUGUCAGUUUCAAGACAACGAAGAAGUUGUGGGACGGGUUGAAAACCAGAGGAGUAGGGAAUGAAGCAACACGUCAAUUGCGUCAUGAUCUUCUCAAGAAAGAAUUUGACGGUUUCACGUGCAUGGAUAAGGAGUCUUUGGGAGACAUGACAAGCCGGUUUUAUCACUUGCUUACAGAGUUGAACAAUUUUGGAGUAGCGACAACUACAACAGAGGUGGUGAAGAAGUUUGCUGAUGCUUUGCCUCCCCAAUGGAAUAGUUUCUUGGAAAUCUUGAAGUAUAACGGAGUUUUGAGAACUACAAACAUCAACGACUUCGUGCAGCUUUUAGAAAACAAGGAUCAGGAGGAAACAUUAAAGGCAAAAAGAGUUCCAGUGCCACAAAAUCCAGAAAUGUAUUAUGGAACUUCCAGUUCUUCGUCUGCAAGAACCGGUCCACAUGCUCCACUUCAAACGGCGUUUGUCACAAGCACAGAUAUGUAUGGCAAUCCAGUACAAGUUCCUGUUAAGCCAGCUCCCACCACAGACAUGUAUGGAAAUCCAAUACAACCACCUCCUCCUCCUCCUGCUUAACAACAAGCGUGUUAUGGAGGGACAUCAUCUGCUGGUCAGCAAUCAAAACCAAACACAGUACAGCUCGACACUUCAAGCUUCUCUAAGGUCGGUGUAGAAGUAGCAAGGGAACACAUGGAGCUGCUUAACACUGUAGUGAGCGCGUACUGUGGGUUAGUGGAAGGUCAGAUUGGCAACAUUAAUCUGACACAAGAAGACUAUCGGCAGAUUGAUAAGGAAGAGAUGGACUUGAUGGAUAUCAAGUGGGCCUUUGCUAGUGCUGUAAGAAGGGCAAAGGAUUUCAUGGAAAGUACUGGCAGAACCAGCUUGGAAAGCAAGAAAGACACCAAGUAUGGUUUCGAUAAACAGGCAGUAAAAUGCUUCAAUUGUGGUGAACGGGGUCACUUUAAAAGGGAAUGUACAAAGCCAGCACAGCAUGGGAACCAGAAUCCCUUCAGAAACCAAGGCAAUCAGCAUAACCAGAACAGGAACAAUGAACGUACAUUGAUACCUGUCAACAACCAGAGUCAAGCUGGAACAUCAAAUGCCAACAGGGCACUUGUGGUUCAAGUGGAUGAAGGUUAUGACUGGUCAAUCCAGUUGAGUGGUGAUGCUCCAGAUGGAACAGCAUGUUUUGCUGAAGUGGUUAAGGAUUUAGUUCACACCAGUGGUGGAGAAUCUUCCGCCAAUGGUGGUGAAUCUUCUUAGGAUGAAGACUCUUCGGGAUAUAGCAGGAGUUCAGAUGAAGAAUCCUCAAGUUCAGGCGAUGAUCAUGUGGGUGAGACAUCAAAUGCGUCAGUCGAUACAGAUAUUGAUGAGCUUUUGGAGGAAACUGCAGCAGGAACUCAAAGAAGAUCUAUCCUGGUGGAUCAAGCUGCUUAUUCUUCGUCUUCUCUCCAUUCAGCCUUUAUGGCUAAUGUCGACAGUUCAUCAAGUCAGGUAUGUGUCGAUAAACCCACUGCUAUUAAUUGUGAUAAUUGUGAUAGUUUGCAUGUUAAAUGUACUGAUUUAGAGGCAAACAUGUCUGAGUUGCAAGGCAAACAUGAUGCUUUACAAGCUAGUUUGUUUGACUUGCAAGACAAACAUGUUUCUUUGAAUGCCAAGUGGUGUGAAUUGCAAAGCAAACACGAGGCUUUGCAAGAAAAGUAUGAUGUGACAUUCAUCCACAAUCAAAAGUUGACCGUGGAUCUUUCAAAAUGCACUGAAGCCAAUAUGUUCUAUGAAAACCAUGAAAAGGAGUUUAAAUCGGUAAUUGAAAAGUUAAAGAAAGAUAAAACCGAGCUAACUAAAAUGGUUUCCAGAAAACAAACUGACAUUAAUUUGUAUAUAUCUCGCCUUGAGAUUAUGCAAAAAGAGAUGGCUUGUGUGAAAACCGAAAGUGAGGCGAUCCAACUUAAGCUAGACAGUUAUUUGAGCUCUAGCUAUGUGUUGGAUCACAUCAUUGACGUUCAGAAAGAGAAACGGGAUGUCACAUGCAUAGGCUACAAGAAAUGUCCACCACCAGUGAGACACAAUUAUGAUGCAAUGCCUGACGAGGAGGAUAGAGUGUUCUUUGAACCAUCUGUUCCUCUAGAUGUAAAGGAGUUUGCUACAGGGCUCGGAUACAAGAAAGAAGUAUCAUCAGAUUCAUAUGUAUUAGCAGAUACAUGUGUGUCAUCUGCUGAACUGAAUCAGGAUCCUCUAGUCAUUACUGAGGAUGCUGAUUCUUUUGAUGAUGAAUCUGAUGAUGCUGUCCCAGCAAAGUCUGAUGCGGUAGUCAAAGAUGAGAACAUACCUCUCGAGAAUUACAUUCUAUGUGAUCCUCCUACAAAACCCGCUAAGACUGUUGCAAUCGAGUCCUCGUCUGCAAAAGAGUCGGAGAGUGUGAACUUGCUGUACACCCUUGUUGGUGAUGAUAAAAUCUACUCUGACAAAGAUUUUCCUAUUAAGAAUGUUAAUCAAUCUUUAAUAAGUAAAGUCUUUGAAAAUUCGACAAGUAAGUUUUUAGGAAAGACAGGACCAUGUGUUACAGUUACACAGUGUCCUCCUAUUCCAAAGGCCGAAACUCGAAAACAAUUUGGCAAUAAGAAAUUACCAACAGUGCAGAAACAGCAAAAUCACACCAAGCCAAAAGGAAAAUCACCGACUCAAACACAAAAGAAGCCGAAUCAAAAGAAGAACAAAAAUGUAAACUUUGUGAAAUCGACGGGAACGGACAAAAUCGAAACGUUUGAAAACAAAUCUAACUUAGAUUUUGUUAAGAAAGCAACUGUACAGAAAAGAAAUGAACCAAGUAGUUCAAAACCUAGUACCUCGGGAUCACAAAGUUCAUCAUCAUCGGCAAGACAAUCACAUGAUACUUCGGGGUUUGUUGAACGAAGAUCAUGUUUUGAGUGUGGAACAAUUGGACAUAUAAUUCGAAAUUGUCCAUAUCUUCAUAAACAAAAAGGAAAAGUUGAUGUUCCCCGUGACCAAACUGACCACAGGCAAACUGUUUCGGUAAAACAAGAUCCCCGCCUUGUAAAAGAAAGGGAAAAGAAACAGAAACGCCAACAGGUCAAGAAAAUUGAAAAGGCGAUUAAAACCGAUGUGGUUAACAAAACAUCUGUUUCUGUCAAACCAGAAAAUUCAAAAACUUCAGACAACCAUGAAGUUAAAAUUUUAAAGAAUAACACUGGUAAAACAAAACAGACCUGGAAACCAAAAACGGUUACUGAAUCAGGGGGACCAUCACAAUUUACCAAUCAUCAAAGACAAGAAGUUAUUGUUAUUGAUGAAAAUGGAAGACCCAAGACCACAAUGGCUUGGGUCCCCAUCUCCAACUAAUCAAUUAAGUUCAUGUGCAGGGUGUUCCAGGAGGAACUAUCAGUAGUCAUUGGAUUGUUGAUAGUGGGGCAUCCAGGCACAUGACAGGCGACAUGAAGCUUCUCUACGACGUCAAAUCUAUUAGAGGAGGUUAUGUUGCUUUUGCUGGAGAUAAGGGUGGUUAUAUUACGGGUGAAGGAAUGAUAUCCAACGGGACUGUCAGCUUUGACAAGAUCAACUUUGUGCAACAACUUGAUCACAAUCUUCUUAGUGUUUCUCAAAUUUGUGACAAGCAAUUCUCAGUACACUUUGAUGCUAAUGGAUGUUAUGUGCUGAAACCCGGCUUCAAAAUUCCAAAAGAAUGGAUUCUCUUGUCAGCUCCAAGGAUAAAUGAUUUGUACGUCCUUGAUAUGAGCCAAGCUAUUACUACGUCUGCACAAGUGUAACACCUCAAAUUUUUGUGUCCAAUAAUGUGUUAACACGUGUCAUUUGUUUACACGUGGCAUUGAUAUUAAAUAAAGGACUAAUAUUGAC
Molecule: messenger RNA, 5374 nt
Organism: Helianthus annuus (common sunflower)
Lineage: Eukaryota; Viridiplantae; Streptophyta; Magnoliopsida; Asterales; Asteraceae
Product: cytochrome P450 83B1
Exons: 2
Coding region: 2966-4861 (631 amino acids)
Molecular function (GO): oxidoreductase activity, acting on paired donors, with incorporation or reduction of molecular oxygen; zinc ion binding; nucleic acid binding
Source: RefSeq, a predicted model, not a curated record